This is a messenger RNA of Oikopleura dioica, 825 nucleotides long. The record is from the annotation of a GenBank genome assembly. NCBI's taxonomy places the organism in Eukaryota, Metazoa, Chordata, Appendicularia, Copelata, Oikopleuridae.
AUGGACGCUGAUACGCUACCAGUUGGACUCCAGGAGCUCGCCGGUUUUGGCAGAGGACUUACUCAGUCUCAGAAGUCCUCAAUCCACACAUCGCUUAUCAUUACUCAAUCACAGAACAAAUUCAGCGCCAUUAGAUUCUGGGGUACCAUCAGUGGAAUCAAAGAGGACUACUUCAUCGUAUAUGGUAUAAAUAAGGAUGAACUCAAUGGAAGGAAAUACAUGUACAGCCUUAACUGCAUGGACUGGCAUUUGCUCCAGGAUCCGUCAGAAGAAACUAUGACCAAGACUGACGUUAUCCGAGGCCGAUUUAUUGGAGAUCCAAGUUAUGAGUAUGAACACGUUGACGUCCAGCGAAUCGGCGAAGGUGAUGACGCUCAUGAUGAAGAAACUGUUUUCACCAUCAAGGAGGAAGAUCGACUGUCCGCGAUUGUCCACCGAAUCACCGCCGAAUUCAUCGUUCCCCGGGGCGCACUCCUCCAAGCUCCCAACGGCGUCGUUUACAAAAACAACGGAUACUUUGGACACAACGAAUCUGACAGUGCUCAUUUGUCGACUUGGUUUCACUUCCGAAAGGACGCCAAGCACGUCGUUCCCAAAGUCACCGACUUUGCUGAUGCUGACCCCGCAGUCGACUUCUUGGCGACGAUCGAAAACGACAUUCCAAACGGCAUUUGGUCCGUCCAGAACCAAAAUGGCAAGAGCAUAAUUUUGAAAAACCUUCACUGGAUUGGUCUUGUUGCUUACACCGUCCCUGACACUCGACUUUACGGAUGCGCUUACUUCGGAACUGGUGAGCCCAACUACGAUCUUCCCUUCAUGCUCUGA